Sycon ciliatum is the source of this 890-nucleotide messenger RNA. RefSeq lists its product as uncharacterized. The coding region runs from base 1 to 774 and encodes 257 amino acids. The record is from RefSeq and is a predicted model, not a curated record. The transcript has 4 exons. NCBI's taxonomy places the organism in Eukaryota, Metazoa, Porifera, Calcarea, Leucosolenida, Sycettidae.
AUGGCCAUUGCAUUCCUGGAUGUAGCCAUUGUUCAGUCUGAAUGUUCGGUGUCGAAAAUAGACAAUAGUGAGCGUGUGGUUGCAAUCAAUGGUGAUGCUGGUGGAAAGGCACAUGGCUUUAAUGUGACAUGCAAAGCAGGAUACGCUCUAUCCAAUAUGGGUAAAUCACCAAAGUGUUCCACACCUGGUGGAAGCUUCGACUCCAUCCCCACAUGUGAACUGCUGUCAAUACCCACUGGAGAAACUUCUAAUACUGGUGCUAUUGCUGCUGCUGUUUCGGUAACCAUACUUGUCUUGGUUGGUGGUAUAGUUGGCCUCAUACUCUUUGCACGGCAUUCUCACCCUGAUAAGCUGCUGAGGGCAAAGAAAAACCUGAAUACGGCCAAGAGACAGAUGCAAGUCAAGAUCGGAAUCUCAAGGAAGUCAAAUCGUGGGGGUACAAACAAUGGCCAAGACAGUUCGCCAACAGAUGCCAAAGAUGACUACAAAUAUCUUCAAAGUUCCCAAAGCACCACUGACUCUGAUGCCUAUUUGAACGCUAGGCGGACUACUGAACAUGAGCUCUGCACUUUUCCUGAACGAGAUUUAGCAUCUAAUGUGACUUCGAGUGGAGCCCAGGAAACAUCGUCAACCCCUCAGCCCAUCACGUCAGAGUAUUCGAAUUGCAGUAACAUCACUUCCGGCGAGCUAAGCGUCGAGGUCGAAACAGGAAAGGGUGUCGGUGGGCUGGGUCAGGUGAAGGAAACCAACGUAUAUGAGAAUGGUGUCAUCUAGAAAGAGGCCAAUGAAGGACACUGUAACCUAGGUUAACCGAUCAACAGCCCAAUGAGCUUAAUUGACUGUCCUGAGCCUUUGGGCACUGAGUGAAUGCAAUUGUGAUCUAGCCACCG